Molecule: messenger RNA, 2065 nt
Organism: Bufo bufo (common toad)
Lineage: Eukaryota; Metazoa; Chordata; Amphibia; Anura; Bufonidae
Product: ER degradation-enhancing alpha-mannosidase-like protein 2
Exons: 11
Coding region: 73-1770 (565 amino acids)
Biological process (GO): endoplasmic reticulum mannose trimming; carbohydrate metabolic process; mannose trimming involved in glycoprotein ERAD pathway
Cellular component (GO): membrane; endoplasmic reticulum
Molecular function (GO): calcium ion binding; mannosyl-oligosaccharide 1,2-alpha-mannosidase activity
Source: RefSeq, a predicted model, not a curated record
CUAAUAGAACUAGGAAGUGGGCGGAGCCUGUCAGGAUGCUUUGAGCAGGCGAGAGCUGCGGCUUGACGUCUGAUGGUUGGGGUCUUGUAUCUUGUGUGUGUGGGGGUGCUGACUGCCGUACUGCCUGGAUACAAUGCCGGGCACAGCCCGAUCACUCAGCAAGACAUGGCUAAGUACAGGGAUAGGGUGAAAGCCAUGUUUUAUCAUGCAUACAACAACUACCUGGACAAUGCGUUUCCGUACGAUGAGCUGAGACCGCUGACGUGUGAUGGACAGGACACGUGGGGGAGUUUUUCUUUGACUUUAAUUGAUGCUUUGGACACAUUGCUGAUUAUUGGGAAUACCUCCGAGUUCCAGAGAGUAGUGAACGUUCUGCAGGACAAUGUGGAUUUUGAUAUCGAUGUCAACGCCUCAGUGUUUGAGACCAACAUCCGAGUGGUAGGGGGGCUUCUGUCUGCUCACCUCCUGUCGAAGAGAGCUGGCCUUGAGCUGGAGCCUGGUUGGCCAUGUUCUGGCCCUUUACUUCGAAUGGCAGAAGAUGCAGCUAGGAAACUACUUCCAGCUUUCGAUACAGAGACGGGAAUGCCUUAUGGAACAGUCAACCUCCUGAGAGGUGUGAACCCCACAGAGACUCCGGUGACAUGCACUGCUGGCAUUGGAACCUACAUCAUCGAAUUUGCUACCCUGAGCCGCUUGACGGGAGACCCAGAAUUUGAAAGAGUAGCAAGACGAGCCCUCAAAGGAUUGUGGGAGAGUCGUUCUGAGAUUGGAUUAGUAGGGAAUCACAUUGAUGUAAUGACUUCGAAAUGGGUUGCCCAAGAUGCAGGGAUAGGAGCUGGCGUUGACUCUUAUUUUGAAUAUCUGGUUAAAGGAGCCAUUCUUCUACAGGAUGAGGAGAUGAUGUCCAUGUUUCUAGAUUACAAUAAGGCCAUUCAGAACUAUACCAAGUAUGACGACUGGUAUGUCUGGGUGCAGAUGUAUAAAGGCACUGUCUCCAUGCCAAUAUUUCAGUCCUUGGAAGCUUUCUGGCCUGGAUUACAAAGCUUGAUAGGAGAUAUUGGAAAUGCCAUGAGGACAUUCCUCAACUAUUACACAGUCUGGAAGCAGUUUGGUGGAUUACCAGAAUUCUACAAUAUUCCUCAAGGAUUUACGGUGGAUAAAAGAGAAGGCUACCCACUUCGCCCCGAGCUGAUUGAGAGUGCAAUGUACUUGUAUAGAGCCACCAAGGACCCCACACUGCUGGAACUGGGCAGAGAUGCUAUAGAAUCCAUAGAGAAAAUAAGUAAAGUGGAUUGUGGAUUUGCAACUAUCAAAGAUGUUCGAGAUCAUGAAUUAGACAAUCGAAUGGAGUCCUUCUUUCUAGCAGAGACAAUAAAAUAUCUCUACCUGCUGUUCGACCCGGACAACUUCAUCCACAACGACGGCUCUGAGUUUGACCUAGUAGUGACCCCCUAUGGGGAAUGUGUGUUGGGUGCUGGUGGGUAUGUGUUUAAUACAGAAGCCCACCCAAUUGACCCAGCAGCACUGCACUGCUGCAAACGGGACAAUACAGAGAAGUGGGAGGUGGAAGACCUGGUCAGAGAAUUCUUCUCUGUGAAGCCAAAGACCGAGAAGUUCAGAAAAGAGAAAACUGGCGAUCCAAAGAAAGUGGAUCCAUUUCCUAGUAGAACAAAGAACAGAACUAACAGCAAGCGCUCAACUCUUCUCCAUUGCCCCAGCCAACCCUUUAGCUCUAAACUGUCAAUUCUGGGACAAGUUUUUCUAGAGUAAUCCUAAAAACUGUUGUUGUUUUUCAACUCUCAAUACAAAUAUUGGUUUACAUAAAACAAAGCUGUAUACCACAGUAUAUCUCGGCAGACACGAAUAUCACUAGAAUGAGUGUUUUGGACCUUUCUACUCCCCCCAACCUCCGUCCUCCUCUCUCCUGCCUUCAACCAUGUAAUAUGUCUGAUUUUUGCACCUCAGAAAAGGAACUGCUAAGCUUUGAUAACACUGUGCGAAAGGUCCUGGAAGGGCUCUAGUGAAGCAAUGGUGUUUCUAGAUCCUAGAACAACUUCAAUUCAAU